AGAGAUGCCACACUCGCUCCGCGGUUCGCAUGGCGCUCUGAAGACGCCGGUGCCCGCCGCCUUGAGGAGCCGCUGCCCCCGCUCCCUGAAGAUGGGGGAACAAUGAACUAAGCGAGAAGAUUCCUCUUCUCCCCCCUCUCUCUCUUGCCCCCCUCCCCCACCCCUCCCCUCUCCCCUUGACUCCUCUCCGAGGCACCAUGCUGACCCGCCUGUUCAACGAACCCGGUCUCCUCUCGGACGUGCCCAAGUUCGCCAGCUGGGGCGACGGCGACGACGACGAGCCGAGGAGCGACAAGGGCGACGCUCCGCCGCCGCCCCCGCCGCCGCCGGGGCCCGGGGCUCCGGGGCCCGCCCGGGCAGCCAAGCCAGUCCCUCUCCGUGCAGAAGAGGUGCCCGAAGCCGCGCUGGCCGAGGUCAAAGAGGAAGGCGAGCUGGGAGGCGAGGAAGAGGAGGAAGAGGAGGAGGAGGAAGGACUGGACGAGGCAGAGGGUGAGCGGCCCAAGAAGCGCGGGCCCAAGAAGCGCAAGAUGACCAAGGCGCGCCUGGAGCGCUCCAAGCUGCGGCGGCAGAAGGCGAACGCGCGGGAGCGGAACCGAAUGCACGACCUGAACGCGGCGCUGGACAACCUGCGGAAGGUGGUGCCUUGCUACUCCAAGACACAGAAGCUGUCCAAGAUCGAGACGCUGCGCCUAGCCAAGAACUACAUUUGGGCGCUCUCGGAGAUCUUACGUUCGGGCAAACGCCCGGACCUGGUGUCCUACGUGCAGACGCUGUGUAAGGGUCUGUCGCAGCCCACCACCAACCUGGUGGCCGGCUGCCUGCAGCUCAACUCGCGCAACUUCCUCACCGAGCAGGGCGCUGACGGCGCGGGCCGCUUCCAUGGCUCUGGAGGCCCGUUCGCCAUGCACCCCUACCCGUACCCGUGCUCGCGCUUGGCGAGCGCACAGUGCCAGGCGGCGGGCGGCCUGGGCGGCGGCGCGGCGCACGCCCUGCGGACCCAUGGCUACUGUGCCGCCUACGAGACGCUGUAUGCGGCGGCGGGCGGUGGCGGUGCGAGCCCGGACUACAACAGCUCCGAGUACGAGGGCCCUCUCAGUCCCCCGCUCUGUCUUAACGGCAACUUCUCGCUCAAGCAGGACUCGUCACCCGACCACGAGAAGAACUACCAUUACUCUAUGCACUACUCAGCGCUGCCGGGUUCGCGGCCCACGGGUCACGGGCUGGUCUUCGGCUCGUCCGCGGUGCGCGGGGGCGUCCACUCCGAGAAUCUCUUGUCUUACGAUAUGCACCUUCACCACGACCGGGGCCCCAUGUACGAGGAGCUCAACGCGUUUUUCCAUAACUGAGACCUCGAGCCCGCCCCUUUCUUUUUCUUUUGCCUUUGCCCGCACCCCUGUCCCCAGCCCCCCGAGCGCAGGGGCACCCCCACCUACCCUGGCGCCGGGCGCGGGGUGCGGACCGCCGAUCCCGCCGCUCUCUUGGGCAGCGAGGUCCUCUUAACAGUGGGUGGCCCUCCCAGGGGCCUCGUUUCCCCCAGGGGACUCGCCUUCUCUCUCUCUCUCUCUCUCUCCCCCCCCAAGGGGCUCCCUCCUCCUCUUUCCCACGGAGUUCUUCUCCAGGGAUCCUUCUUUGGGCACUCCCUGGUGACCUCCCCCCAAUCCCCAUUCACUACUCUUAGGCUUCCUUUUCCCUUUUCCCCUGCAGACCCCGAGGAAUUGGUAAGGGGGCAGCUGAGCUGUGGGAGAGUUUUCCCCACCUCAUGAUUAUUACUGCUUUUAAAACAGACACCGAGCUGCCGAAGCAGAAGGGAGCCGGGCGUCCCCUCUUUCCUGAAGAGGGCAUUAGUCAGGGUGCCCAAGCCUGGACCUGGACCGCCCUCACCCCCAAUCCUUAGUCUCAGCAUUUUGUGAUUUUAAUUUGAUGGGAGGGAAUGUGGAUUGAAAGGAAAGAGAGAAGCCAAGACAAUUUGUAACUAGUAUCCAUUUUUCCCUUUCCCUUUUUUAAAACAAACAAACAU
Molecule: messenger RNA, 2017 nt
Organism: Molossus molossus (Pallas's mastiff bat)
Lineage: Eukaryota; Metazoa; Chordata; Mammalia; Chiroptera; Molossidae
Gene: NEUROD2
Product: neuronal differentiation 2
Exons: 2
Coding region: 198-1346 (382 amino acids)
Biological process (GO): nervous system development; regulation of DNA-templated transcription
Molecular function (GO): protein dimerization activity
Source: RefSeq, a predicted model, not a curated record